GCGAGUAUGAAGACAGAGAGUAAGAGGGAGAGAGUAAGAGAGAGAGAGAAGACAGUGAGAUUAGGUAGGGUUAAUUUGCUAUCUAUCAUUAUUGUUAUUAUCAUACUAUAGUGGGUGAGAAUGAUUCCAGUAUUUUUAUGAUAUUUUUCAGUCACUUGUUUGCAAUAUUUAUUCACUGUGCACACAUUAUUAUAUUCUGAAAUAAUAUAAUAUAAAUAAUAAUAACAAUAACUUUUUUCCUCCGCAAGAAAUCUCUUACCCACUGUGUGACACACUAUCUAAAGCUUACUUGAAGAAAAUUUUCCAACAGUUUCCAACACAAAACUACGCUAGUUCAUACACACACGCUAUUGCGGAUAUACUUUUGUUGAUAUUCUCCUCUGUGAAAAAAGAAACCUCGAUCUAGUAUAGAAUCGAAUGCCUCAGAAAUUAUCACCAGUUCUACAUGAAAUUUAUCAAAAUAUUACUGCAAAUAAUCAGAUAAAAAUGGAUGAACACAAUGACCUAAAUACGCCAAUAUUUACAACAAAUGGAUCCAUUAAAGGUAACAAUAGGACAGCUCAACACAAUAAUGAUAAUUCUGAUGAUUGUGAUGAAGUUCAUCAAAAUUUCCCAUCAACAUCACCACCUCCGACGACGUUGGCAUCAUUGUCGUUACAAUGUUCACCAUCAGUAACAGCUACAACCUCAAUGACUUCAACAUCAACUGCAAGUGUGCCGACAAAAUCAUCACCUUCUCCUAUAUCAUUAUUUGAUUCGAUCAAUUCAUUGAAACGUGCACGUAUUGAAUUAAACUCAACUGAAAUUAAUAACAAUAAUAGUAAUAAUUCACCAACUGUAUUCAAUGAAUUUCCAUGUUCAUGUGGUCAAAUCAUUUCAGAUUCCAGUGAAUUUUUACAACAUGUACGUCAAUGUCAAGAAUUUAUGAUGACUGCAUCAAAUUUUGCUGAAGUUAUCGCUAUGAAUACAGCAAUGACUAUGUCAUCCAAAUGGAGUAAAUCUCUACUUAAUCCUAUUCUUGAAGGCAAAAAUAAUCCAUAUUCUAAUGAUUAUAAAUUUUCUUCAUUUUUAACUCAUAAACAAUAUAUCGGUCAAGAUGAUAAUCAUUCACAACAAUCAAUGUCUACAUCAAAGAAUAUGUCACAUUUAAUAAAAUAUCCUAUACAAGAGAAAGACCAUACUAAUACUACUAAUUAUUAUAAUGCUAAUUCAUAUCAGUCAGCAUUGGAUUUAUCCUUUCAUUCUAAUGGUAGUCUACAUUCACCAUCGAUUAGUAAUGCUACUAAGCACAACUGUCCAGAGUGUACUACAUUCAGUAGUACAGAGAGAUCAGUUUUACUGAAACAUUUUGAAGUACAACACGAUCGAAUUGGUAAUUUCACCUGUUCUAAAUGUUGUCAAUCCUAUGACUAUUUACCGUAUUAUUUAAAACAUCAAGUGUUUGAUAACUGUUCGAUUCUUACAUCUUCGUCCACUGGUAAUUUAUCUGCGAAAAUGGGAAUCACAAAAUCUGUAACACUGGAGACACAACAUGAAAAUGAUUAUUCAAAUUCUACUAUACAACAUCAUAAUCAUCAGUAUUACAAUGAUCCUCGAUCAAGAAAUCAUUCUUCAACACGAUCUCCUUCACCAUCAUCACCAUGUUUACAGUCACCGAGAAUAAAAUCGAUAAAUGAGCAUACCAAUGAUAUACAUUUGUUAAAUAAAAAAUUGAUAUGUAAUGCAUGUAAUAAGAGUGGAUUUUCGCACACAACUGAACUGAUUACACAUUUAACUCAAUGUCCUAAAUUUACUUCACUCACUACUGAAAAUGUUGGCAGUAGUCAUACUAACACGAGUGUAGAUUCUUCUAAUAUACGCAUAAAUAAUGAAUUAUUGAGUUUAGCUCUAGGACCAUCAGUGAAUUCUAAGGUGUCAGUGUUAUCCAGUGCUAAUCAAAACAAUGAUAAUAACAGUAAUAAUACACGUGGAUCCCCAGCAAUAACUGGAUUAAUGAAUAGUUCACCAUUCGAUUUUGAUAAAAGCUUUAGUGAUGUGUUGAAAGCAUCGUUUAACUCUCAGAUGGAUAAUAAUUCAUGUUUCUCACCUAAUCGUAUAUCAUCGAAUGUUAACAGUAACGAUAAAUUCAGUAAUACUACGCCUUCUAAUAAUUAUAGUGAUAAGGGGAACCAUAAAGGGAAUAAUCAUCAUCACCAUCAUCACAAUUUACUUUAUACUGCACACGCCACAGAAACACAAACAUCCUAUACUAACUUCAUUUCAAGUUUACAGUCUUUUGAAAAGUCAUUACGUAGUGGGAUAACAACGAAAUCUUCAUCAGUAAUCAAAUCUGAAAAUGAAAAACCAACAAACUUAUCGAAUGAUCAAUUCAUGAUGGGUAACGGAAAUGAUUAUAGUAGUAUUGCAUCAGUUAGUUCAUUACUUAUGAAUGAUUUCGGUGUAAAUCAACGUUAUAAUCAUAAUAAUCAACUGCAACGUCAUCCUAACCCUGAUCAUAUGAAAGAUCUAAAGUUUAGCCAACGUCAGAAUGAUCCUGUUCACCAGCAUCAACAGCAACAGCAACAACAACAACACCAACACCAACAAAAUAAUUCAAACAAUAGUGUACCUUCAUCUGUAAUGACAGAGAGUACAACAGAUUUGUCACGACCAUUUAAAUGUUGUCAUUGUAUUAAAGCAUUUAAAUCGAAAGCUUUAUUAGAUCAACAUAUGCAUAUUCAUUAUCCACCAAAAUAUACAUGUCGUUAUUGCGCUAAAAAGUAUCGUUGGCCUCCAGUAUUUUAUCAUCAUCAGCGUACAUGUAAAAAGCGUCCACCAUCUACAACAUGUACAAAUAAUGAUACUAAUAACAGUACAAUAACUGUCACAAUGUCUACACAAAGCAAUCAUACAAAUAACAACAGUUCAGGAAAACGUAACAGUAAUAAUAUGAAUUAUUUAACUUCAGAAAUAGGGAAAAGUUUCCCGCUUAAUUCAGAAUCAUUCUUUAAACCUUCAACCGUACGUUCAACAAAUCGUCAAGGAGAUGAUAAACUUCACGGGACAUCAACAACGAAAAAGUCAGAUAGAACUACAGGCGGAAGUGGAACAUUUUCUCCAUAUGGACAUUCAUCGUGUUUCACACCAUUCAAUUCUGAUAUCAAUACACCAUCGAGUUUCAUGGAACUCGCAAAUAAUCCUGCAUUACUUCACAAUAGUAUUUUUAAUAAUAGUAAUAGCAGUAAUGAUUUGUCAUUAAUGUCAUCAUCAAAUUUAAACAACUUCGCAACAUUAGCUGCUGCCGCGGCCGCAGCAGCGAUGAGUAUGCAUUUUCAAAUUCCUUCAAUUUCCAGUAUACCACCAUUACCACCUUUAGGCUUCAGUAAUACAUUUCCAUCAUCAUCUACUUCUUCGUCAUCACCAAUAUCAUCACUAGCAACAGGAGAAUUGUGCAAUCGUUCUUUCAAAUGUGUCAGUACAACACAACUAUCAACAGUCAACAAUUCAUCAUCUUCAGCAUUCUUAACCUCAAUGCCUUCAUCGUCAACAAUGUCGUCAUCGCCGUCAUCCGACCUUUUUAGCCAACCAUUCAAUCGUUCAAAUCCAUCAUUACCAUUUUCAAAUCAGUCUGUUUUUCCUCCCCAAUAUCUUGUACCACCAUUUCUAAUGCCAAAUUCAAGUGAAAUGAUAAAUUCCAAUUACUUAAAUGAGUCAAAUAUAAAAUCAGAACCCAGUUUUCCAUUUAAUAAUUUCUCAACGCAAGUGUCAUCAAGUUUAAAUGCUGUGUCAUCGUUACCAUCCACGGUAGUAACAUCUGAAUCAAAUGAUAAUUCAUCAGUGGGAUCCGCUUCUUCACAGUUCAAUAUAUUAAACAAUUUAUUGUGUAUUUGUGGUAUGCGUUUCAAUGAAAUAUCAAGUUAUUUAUCACAUGUUACUGCUUGUAAUUAUUUAAAAAAUUUGGUUCAGCAGCAGCAAGACCAACCGCUUUCAACUUCACUGACUCGAACUGACAACUCUCCUUCACUGUCACCGACAUCGGAGUCAUCAUCAUCAUCAUCAUCGCCAUCAACAACUCCACCACAACAAGUAUUAUCGCAAUCACUUCCAGGAGGAAGAGAACAACAACAACAACACCUAUCAACAAUGUCAUCAUCAUUUCUGUCGACAUUGCCACAAUUUCAGUCAUCUUCAUUAUCGCAUAUAUUUCCAUUCAAUCUUCCAUUUCCUCCUUUGUCAAAUAUGAGUGAACAGUAUGACCUAUUUAAUAGAAAUAAAAAAAUGAAUGAAAAUGUAAGCGAUGUGAAUAUGUCGCCUGACUGUUCACCGGUUAGGAAUACUGUUCAAUCUAUACAGCCUGAAUCUACAGAAGUGAUGAAUAAGAAGACUAUAAAACAAACUUAUGAUACUAUGAAUGAAAAGAAGUUUUCAGGCAAUCAGAAAAAUCUUAUGGAAUAUGAAGAAUCAUAUUGUCGUGAUAAAGAUCUUACUAGUGUUAAUAAAAUGUACAACAGACUAGAUGGUGGUAACGAAAAAGAUUCUUUAAGUGAAAUUCACUCCAAAGGUGAAAAUCAUAAUCAAUUAGAUUCUUCACAGAAUGAACUUACUUAUGACAAAAAUGAUCGUAAUAACGGUAGCACUGCCUUUGAUCUUAAGUCAGUAUUAGAUUUACCAACAGUUAUGUCAGGAAAAAGCCAAAGUUCAUUUGAUGAAUAUGAUCCAGAUAGUGCUAAACUAUUGGAACAACUUUCAACAGAUGAUAAAUUGAAUACAAAUCCGUCAAAUAAUUCAUUUGUAACAGCAAUGGCUAAUGUUUUAGCAAAUGCAGCAGCUGCAGCAGGUUUUCACUGUCCUGGACUACCAGAUCCUACAAAUAAACCAUUAACAAAUCAACAUUCUUCUCCAUCUCCUGUACACACUCCUUCAGAUCAGCCAACAACAAAUUAUGAAGCUGACAGUGUAGAAAUUAUGACUUCUGAGAGUCAUUCUCAACGAAAUAGUUCUAAUAAUAGUCCAGAUAAUGUAACAUCCAUGUCUACAACAACAACAACAACGCCACCAACAACAAUGAACUCACCAAAAUCUUGUUAUCAAUGUGGUAAGGAGUUUAGUUCACGUUUAUCAUUAAAACAACAUGUAGAGGGUAAACACAGUACAGAAGGAAAAUAUUGUUGCCCAGGCUGUUCAAAACGCUAUCGUUGGGGUGCUUCUUACUAUUAUCAUAAAAAAUCAUGUCCAGCUGUAAGAGAACAAAGUCCAGUUUCAAGUGAUAUAAUAAACCAGUUAUCCCUAUCUGGUUCAGAAGAUGAUUCUUCUUCUCGAUCAUCAAUAAAUUCAUCACCUGAUCUUCAGUUUAAUCCUACGCCUAUUCAACAAGACGAUGAUAUGGAGGUAAGAAAUGUAGAAGAAAAUGAUGCUGGUGAUGAUGACGAUGAAGAGUUAGAACAAAGUUCAAAUAACUCACCAAGAGAGUGUUUAAAUUCUCCAGUAAAUAAUCAGCGAAAGUCUGAUGGUAUAGAAGAAUCGUUAUCAAGUAAAAGCAAUAAUCCAAAUGAAAUUCAGUCUAUUCCAUCUAAAGUAAUUAAACAAAAACUAUCAAAUAAGCAUAAAAAAGCUUGUCAGAAUUUGAAAACGGAUUCAUUGUUAUGUGAUAUUAAAGCAUUUCCACUUGAAACCAAUUCCUAAAUGGUUAAUAAUUAAUGAAUGCAAAGGAAUCCAAUUGUUGAACUUUUCAUCUUACACUGCCCUUAUAAAUCUAUCAAUGAAGAUACAAUGUUAAAUGACUAUACACUAUUUAUUACGAAUUACAUUUCUGCAUUUGUUAUAUACUCACAAUAAAUAGUCAUAACAAACUAUUCGAAUUAAUAAAAUUGACAUCAUAUAGUCAUUCAACAGGUAGAUGAAUAAUCUCACUCAAGUUAAUGUGAGUACUCCCCUUUAACCUUUAUGAAGUCACCUAGGCAAUUUUAUUUAUUCUUAACAUUCAAAAUUCAUUGAAUGAAUCUAAAGGCAAAUGAAUAAAAAUCAUAUUUCACAUGCUCUAUGCUCUCUCUCACACACACAUACACACUUGUACAACUAACAUGGAUAUAAUAUAUGUACCACACAUAUGAAAUAAUCAUAAAUAUUGUUCAAUUCUUUUUUGUUUUGUUUUACUUGUCUCUUGAUUAUAUUACAUUAAAUUUACACUGGGUGGCGCC
Molecule: messenger RNA, 6176 nt
Organism: Trichobilharzia regenti
Lineage: Eukaryota; Metazoa; Platyhelminthes; Trematoda; Strigeidida; Schistosomatidae
Source: the annotation of a GenBank genome assembly